CUCGACUCGAUGAUUUGAAAACCGGCAGACCUGCGCGGGGGGGAAGUGAAAUAAAUUAGGCGGAAAUUACGUAUUUGGGCGGGAUUUUCAUGUUUGUUUACUAACAUGAAAGGACCCGUGGAAGUGUUGCCAGGGAAACCCUCGCCCUUGUUGAUAAUCGGAAGCUCAAAUCGUGUGACAUAUGCUACAGGAUUUCUCAAAAGUGUCGUUUGUGGGUACGUCAGAGUUAUCAAACAUGCGGAGUUUUUAAAAAAUAAGACUUUCCUGACGCAUUCAGGGAAAAGCCUGCCUUUGUCAUCGCAAGGCUUCCGCGCGACAUUACGUCAGUGGCCUUCGACGUCAUGUCGCACACCACGCGACAACUUGUAGACAAGAUGGCGACUGCGGUUAAACCCGAUGUGUAAGUUCAGAUACCGCUGUAGAAAAAGAGCAGAUGAAGCAUGCCUUGGCAGGAGGUAGUUGUACGGCUGGCUGCCUUCGCCACGGUCAUGUGAAGUGUGUGUGCGUGCGUGACUGUGAUGGACAAGUGUAAGCACGUGGGUCGACUGAGGCUCGCACAGGACCACUCGAUCCUGAAUCCGCAGAAAUGGCACUGCGUGGACUGCAAUACCACGGAGUCGGUGUGGGCGUGCCUCAGCUGCUCGCACGUGGCCUGCGGACGCUACAUCGAGGAGCACGCGCUGCAGCACUUCAAGGAGCAGCGCCACCCUCUGGCCUUGGAGGUGAACGAACUGUAUGUGUUCUGCUACCUGUGUGACGACUAUGUGCUGAACGACAACGCCACAGGAGACCUGAAGCUGCUGCGCGGCACACUGGGCGCCAUCAAGAGCCAACGCUAUGAGGUGACGACACGCAGCGGGCGCAUCCUACGCUCCGGCGCAGCCCAGCUGGAGCACGGAAAUGCACAGGAGCUGCAGCUGCGCGCGGAGGACCGCAUGUUUACGGCGCUGUGGCACCGACGGCGAGCGCUCAUGGGCCGCGUGUUCCGUACCUGGUUUGGCCACACGGAGCGCGGAAGGAGGUUCCUCGAGGAGGAGCGGCAGCGUGAGGAAGAGGAGGAGCGCAGAAGGGAGGCACGGGAGAGGAGACGAACACUCAAACGGCAGCUCCAGGAAGAGCUGGAGAGCGCGCCGCCGCGGAAGAGCAGCCGGAUCCGGAAGCAGAGCCAGAAAGCAGCGGCUGCCGCAUCCUUAACAGAAGGGAGACAAAUCCAACACACGCCAGCUCCGCCCUCUAAUGUUCGGACUCGAAAAGACAAAACGCUUCGGAGAAGGUCGGGCACCUCAGCCAAGACCAAACAGACUCGAGCGCCGCCUACCAAUUCUGGCGACUCCCCUAUUAAGAGGCGGCCCACGGUCACGCCUGGCGUGACGGGUUUAAGGAAUCUUGGCAACACAUGCUACAUGAACUCCAUACUGCAGGUUCUGAGUCACCUGCACGUGUUUAGGGAGUGUUUUCUGAGACUGGAUCUGAACCAGGCGCUGGAGCUGCUAGCAUCCGCCGUUAGCCGAAAGCUGGGGCUCUCGGUUCAGCAUGGCAGCCAGCCCAAAGCCGCCGGUCAGGGAUCCGGGCUCAGCGGGGGCGCCUCACGCUCACGCAGCAUGGAGCUCAUUCAACCCAAAGAGCCCAGCUCCAAACACAUCUCACUCUGCCAUGAGCUGCACACUCUGUUCCAGGUGAUGUGGUCAGGAAAGUGGGCUCUGGUGUCUCCGUUUGCGAUGCUGCACUCGGUCUGGCAGUUGAUCCCGGCGUUUCGAGGCUACGCGCAGCAGGACGCGCAGGAGUUCCUGUGCGAGCUCCUGGACAAAGUCCAACACGAGCUGGAGCGAACCGGAACUCUCACACCAGCCACCGUGCCGGCCAAUCAGAGACGCCUGAUCAAACAGGUGCUCAGCGUGGUCAAUACCAUCUUUCACGGCCAGCUACUCAGCCAGGUAAGGUGUUUGGCGUGUGAUCACCGCUCGAACACAGUGGAGCCUUUCUGGGAUCUGUCGUUAGAGUUUCCCGAGCGUUACCACAGCAACAGUAAGGAUGUCGCGCAGGUGCCGUGUAGGCUGACGGAGAUGCUGGCCAAGUUUACAGAGACGGAGGCUUUAGAAGGAGCCAUUUACGCCUGUGACCACUGCAACAAUAAACGGCGGCGUUUCUGCUCCAAGCAAGUGGUUCUGACAGAAGCUCAGAAGCAGCUGGUGGUCUACAAACUGCCUCAUGUCUUACGGCUACACCUUAAACGUUUCAGGUGGUCCGGUCGUAACCACAGGGAGAAGAUCGGCGUCCAUGUCAAGUUCGAGCAGGAGCUGAACAUGGAGCCCUACUGCUGCAAAGACUCUGCCUCCAACACAUCACUCCACCACCAACACUUCCUCUACCAGCUCUCUGCUGUCGUCAUGCAUCACGGCAAGGGCUUCGGCUCGGGACAUUACACCGCCUUCUGUUACAACACAGAGGGAGGAUUUUGGGUGCACUGUAACGACUCCAAGCUAAGCGUGUGCGCAGUGGAGGAGGUGUGCAAGGCUCAGGCCUACAUUCUGUUCUACACCCAGAGAAACUCUCAGGACAAAGGCAAAGCCAGCGACCUCUGACCCCUGCUUAACCAGCCAGUCAACCAGAGACGUUGUAUCGUACAUUCAUGUCAACAUGGGUUAAAGCCAGUCUGUGUGUAUAUCUGUAACGCUGCAUAAGCGUGACCCGCACUCAUGCCUUACCCAGACUGUUGGCAGUAGGCACUCUUGCUGUGUGUGUGUGAGAGUGUGAGAGAGAGUUAUCAGUCCUAGCCAGGAGCAUUAGUGCAGCUUGGAUCGCUACAUGAGAGGGAGGGUUUUAUUGUCUUGUUUCUCAGUGUGGACGACCACAAACCAAAGUAGAAAAAAACAAACACUGAAUGUUGGCUGUUCCCUGAUUUACCCUCCAAAGGGACAGAUGACAUGACUGUGAUAUCAUGAUUAUAGUGUGAGUGAGCGAGCGAGUGUGUGAGAGAGAGAGAGCGCGAGCGCGACUGACCAGGUUCCUUUACGUCCACAUAAAGUGCCCUGCCAUUCUUUUGAUCAGUUUAUUAAGGCUCUUCUAGUAUUACCAGCUCCUUUAGGAACGUGAUUUGAACAAUUCAGGAGUUUGUUUUCAGUCUGUUUAGACUUUCCAGAAUGUACUUUUAUAUGCUGAGUAUUUGGUUAAACAAGAUUUCCUUUUUUAUUUUUGUAAAAAAAAAAAAAAAAAAAAGUUAAUUUAGAGUGGGGAGAACAGGUUCACACCAGCAAACACAACAUAUGCUGUAUGUACAGUAUCCACCUGUGAGAGAGAGAGAGAGAGUGUGUGUGUGUGUGUGUGUGUGUGUGUGUGAGAAGCUGAUUGGGCUCAUUCUGUGACUGUCUUGUGGUUAGCAUAUUCUGGGUUUGUGAGAGAACUUUGGUAAUCUUGUGCUGAGUUCACACACUCUCGAGUCUGCCUCUUUCCUGUUGGUUCCAGUUUGAGUUGCGCCUCUCUUCAGCAGGUAUAGAUGUAUAACUAUGCAAAUUGUUACCUCAAUUUAUAGAGAAGUUUACCUCAAUAAAAUGAGACUAUUUUUGCAUUUUUCUAAAAUAGCAACGUUGCAGUGUCUUGUUCAGACUUUAACCGAUUUAAGCAUCAUUUCAUUGUGUUCUUGUUUAUUUUUAAUGGUGUUUAUUAUCCAUUACUCUUCAGUCUCCACAUUAUCCUGGUCAGGGUCAUGAUGGAUCCAGAGUCUAUGCCAGGAACACUGGCCAUGAUGCAGGGACAUACCCUGAAUUUGGCACCAGUCCAUCGCAGGGCAUCAUAUGUAUGUAUGUAUAUAUACACACAUACACACACACACACACUGUUUUUAUUUUUCAUUUUGGGGAGGUGGAGAAUGUGCAUAGAUGCUCCACACAGUAAGUAGGAUCAGGAUCAUACCAGAUAUCCUGGAGCUGUGAGGCAGCAACACUACCCACUGGAUCACAUGCUGACAGGCUAGCCAUCUAUAAUAGUCCUACAAUAAAAAUAAUGUACACCGAUCAACCGUAACAUUAAAUGUGAAUAACAUUGAUUAUCUCGUUACAGUGGCACCUGUGAAGGGGUGCGAUAUAUUAGACAAUAAGUGAACCGUCAGUUCUCAAAGUCGAUGAGCUAGAAGCAGGAAAAAUGGGCAAACAUAAGGAUUUGAGUGACUUUAACAAGGACCAGACUGAGAUGGCUAGACGAAUGGGUCAGAGCAUCUCUAAAACAGCAGGUCUUGUGGGGUGUUCCUGGUAUGCAGGGGUUAGUACCUACCAAAAGUAGUCCAAGGAAGGACAUGACAAAGAGUUCAAGGUGUUGACUUGGCGUCCAAAUUCCCCAGAUCUCAAUCCGAUCUAGCAUCUGUGGGACAUGCUAGUCAAACAAGUCUGAUCCAUGGAGGCUCCACCUCGCAACUUACAGUGCAGGAUCUGCUGCUAGCGUCUUGGUGACUGAUCCCACAGCACACCUUCAGAGGUCUUGUGGAGGCCAUGCCUCGACGGCUCGGAGCCGUCUUCGAGAACAAGGAGAACCUGUAUAAUAUUAGGCAGGUGGUUUUAAUGUUAUGGCUGAUCGGUGUAGUCACGUUACAGCUGAAUGUCUUUGGUUGCAAAAGUGUCAGGAAGAUGAGACGAGCAAAUUCAUAUCGGCUGAGAUUAAAUGCAGCAAAUAAGGAUGAAUGAAAAGUAUUCGUCAUAACUAUGAAGAAAUGUGAGAGAUCUCUAACACACUGUUGCACAUCAUUAUAAAUCGUUCUAAAUGCAGUAUCUGAAAAUAAACUAACGUUGGCCUUGUCAGUUUACAAUGAUCAGAGUUUGGAGGCAAGAAAAUGAACACGACAAGCAGAGCCAAUAACCAGUGUUCGUGUUUAUUUACAUAUUUAUAUUUAUUAUAUUUUACAACAAAUAUAUAUGGAGAAAAUGUUCCAAAUUAAAAUGACACAGGUUCUGCAGGUGUCAGUUAAAGGUCUCAGUUGAAUGCAAAUGUAGGAAACUUGAAGAUGCUUCAUCACUCAUCCACAGAAAACCACUCCAACCUUUUGAACCACUUCUCCAAAGAGGAGUAAAGAAGUCCCUCUAUGGGAAACUGUAAACUCUAUAGCCAAAAGUUUGUGGACACCUGACCAUGACACCCGUAUGUGCUUGUUGAACACCUCAUUCCAGAUUAAUUCCCAUGUAUACUGUUAUAAUAAGCUCCACUCUUCUAGUAAGGCUUUCCACUAGAUUUUGGAGCGUGAUUGUGGGGAUUUGUGAUCAUUCAGCUACAAGAGCAUUAGUGAGAUCAGGUACUGAGGAGGUCUGGGGUGCAGUUUAUCCCAAAGGUGUUCAAUAAGGUUAGGGUCAGGGUUCUGUGCAGAACACUCGAGUCCUUCCACUCCACCCUUAACAAACCACGUCUUCAUGGAGCUCGAUUUGUAUACAGGAGCAUUGUCAUGCUGGAACAGGUUUAUAUCUCUUAGUUCCAGUGAAGGGAAAUCCUAAUGGUACAGCAUACAAAUACAUCCUAUACAAUAGGGUGCCUCUACAUUUGUGGCAAAAGUUUGGGGACGGCCCAUGUACAGGUCAGGUGUCCACAAUCUUUUAGCCAUAUCUACUUAUUAAUGCCCUAAGUUAUGUUUACAUUGUUAGCAUCGGUUGAUCGUGAUGGGGAUAUAUGGCUGAUUCUUAAAAAUGAUCUAAAGUAGGCCUAUAUUUGUAGCAUUACCCAAAGCAAAUGGGAAUAUCUUGCAGCUUCAGCCACAAGUAAAAAUCUCAUUUUUGCUUUCACAUGAGCAAGGUGAGGCAUUCGUAGGCUGGUUUGAUCUCAAAUGAGAAUUCAUGGAAAACUAUGGCAAAAAAAAAAGGGGGGGGGGGGGUUUGAUUGAUGACUAAUCCAUCAACUACACCAAGCACGAAUGUUCAAUAGGCUUGUACACAUGACAGUAUGAAAUAAUUGAGUCUGGAAAGGAAAAAUGAUGAAAACAUGCACAGCGCUAGUAAAUAAAUAUAAGUAUUUAAUUGACUUACAAAAAAAAUUGAAAUGAAAACAUGAAUGCAUUUCAGAGAUAGUAUACAAAUACCAAAGCACCUUAUAUUUAAGUAGCAGAGUGCACAGAUUGCCUUUUUUUUGUUUUUUCUUUUCUUUCGUGAUCAUCAUGCCAUAAGAAGCUGAGCAGCCAUACUCUUUUCUCACCCCUUUAAUUAUUCCUUUUUUUAUUAUUAUUAUUAUUAUUAUUAUUAUUAUUUUGCUAGUCACUGAGUAGAAACGGAUAAAAGCAGCAGUUUUCAAUGCACUCAGAUUUUCACAUGCCUGAUCCACUAAAUCCAACAAGCCCUUUUAUCAAGUGAAUCAUAUAACUCUGGAUAAGAAAAAAAAAAUACCCAAAAAAGUAUGUUUACAAGACCGCCAGGACCCGAACUGAGAGCUGUUUACUGUCAGUAUCUAUUUCAUUUCACCUUAAUCAGGUAUAAAAAAAAAAAAAAACAUAGCUGGGCCUUGUUUCUCCAAAGCACUAUACUGUUAAAGAAUGUGCAAAGUGAUUCUUGCAUAGGGACGAGACCGUAGGUUGUGCAUCCGGAUAUGUGAUUUAAAAACAAAAA
Messenger RNA from Ictalurus furcatus (blue catfish), 6569 nucleotides. It is a transcript of the gene usp44, whose product is annotated as ubiquitin specific peptidase 44. NCBI's taxonomy places the organism in Eukaryota, Metazoa, Chordata, Actinopteri, Siluriformes, Ictaluridae. The record is from RefSeq and is a predicted model, not a curated record. Bases 519 to 2582 code for a protein of 687 amino acids. Gene Ontology annotation, biological process: protein deubiquitination. Gene Ontology annotation, molecular function: cysteine-type deubiquitinase activity; zinc ion binding. Gene Ontology annotation, cellular component: cytoplasm. The transcript has 8 exons.